This is a messenger RNA of Chrysochloris asiatica (Cape golden mole), 7290 nucleotides long. It is a transcript of the gene CEP250, whose product is annotated as centrosomal protein 250kDa. The record is from RefSeq and is a predicted model, not a curated record. NCBI's taxonomy places the organism in Eukaryota, Metazoa, Chordata, Mammalia, Afrosoricida, Chrysochloridae. The transcript has 32 exons. The coding region runs from base 1 to 7290 and encodes 2429 amino acids.
AUGGAGACAGGAGGCCCUGGCUUGAACCCCAUGGAGCCCCAGUCAUUGCAGCUGAUGCUGGAGGGGCAGGUGCUGGCACUACAACAGCAGAUGGCAGAGAACCAAGCAGCCUCCUGGAGAAAGCUGAAGAGCUCCCAGGAGGCCCAGCAGAGGCAAGCAACCCUCGUGCGGAAGCUGCAGGCCAAGGUGUUGCAGUACCGGAACUGGUGCCAAGAGCUGGAGAAGCAACUGGAAGCCACUGGGGGACUAAUUCCUCAGAGGUGGGAAAGCGUGGAGGAACCAAACCUGGAACAGCUGCUACUCCGAUUGGAGGAUGAGCAACAGAGGUGUGAGAGUUUAGCAGAGGUGAACACCCAACUUCAUUUACACAUGGAAAAAGCUGACUUGGUGAAUAAAGCCCUUCGGGAAGAUGUGGAAAAAUUGACUGUGGAUUGGAGCCGAGCCCGGGAUGAGCUAAUGAGGAAGGAGAGCCAGUGGCGGAUGGAGCAGGAGUUCUUCAAGGGCUACCUGAAAGGGGAACAUGGUCGUCUUCUCAGCCUAUGGAGAGAGGUAGUGACCUUCCGACGCCACUUCCUGAAGAUGAAGUCAGCCACUGACAGGGAUCUGAUGGAGCUAAAGGCUGAGCACAUGAAGCUUUCAGGGUCCUUGUUGACCUGUUGUCUGCGCUUGACGAUGGGAACACAGUCUCGGGAAUCUGAUGGAUCUGGGAGACUGGAUGGGAGCGAGCCAGGCCAGCUGCUGCUGUUACUAGCCAAAACCCAGGAGCUGGAGAAGGAAGCCCAUGAGAAGAGCCAGGAGCUAAUCCACCUGAAGAACCAAGGGGAUCUGGAGAAGGUCGAGCUUCAGGACCGGAUAACAGAGCUCUCUACUUUGCUGACCCAGUCUCAGAAGCAAAAUGAAGAAUAUGAAAAGAUGGUAAAGGCUCUGAGAGAGACGAUGGAGAUGCUGGAGACAAAUCAUGCAGAAUUAAUGGAACAUGAGGCAUCUCUCAGUAGGAAUGCCCAGGAGGAGAAGCUGUCAUUGCAGCAGGUGAUCAAGGAUAUAACCCAGGCCAUGGUAGAAGAAGGGGACAAUAUGACCCAAGGCUGUGGUGAUGAGAGCCCCUUGGAGUUGGAUUCUAGUGGCUUCUCCCAGCUUGACCCCCAGGACCCAGACAAGGCUCUCACUCUAGUGCGUUCAGUACUGACCCGCAGACGUCAGGCUGUACAGAACCUGAGGCAGCAGCUUUCCGGCUGUCAGGAGGCUGUGAGCUUCUUGCAACAGCAGCAUGACCAGUGGAAAGAAGAGGGGGAGGCUUUGCGACAGCGACUGCAGGCACUCACUGGGGAGCGGGACACUCUGGUGGGACAAACUGUCGACCUCCAGGGAGAAGUGGACUCUCUCAGCAAAGAGCGAGAGCUCCUGGAAAAGGCCAGGGAAGGGCUGCAGCAGCAACUGGAAGUGCUGGAGCAGGAGGCCUGGCGCCUUCGAAGGACAAACAUGGAGCUGCAGCUGCAGGGGGACUCUGCUCAGGGGGAGAAGGAAGAACAGCAGGAGGAGCUGCACUUGGCUGUCCGUGAAAGGGAGCGCCUUCAGGAGACGCUGGCAAGCCUGGAAGCCAAACAAUCGGAAUCACUCAGUGAACUGGUCACUCUUCGGGAAGCCUUGGAGUCAAGUCACCUGGAAGGAGAGUUACUGAGGCAAGAGCAAGGAGAAAUAACUGCAGCGCUGGUGAGGGCGGAACAGUCCAUUGCGGAGCUGUCGAGUUCUGAGAACAGCCUAAAGGUAGAGGUCGCUGAUCUUCGGGCUGCAGCUGUCAAGCUUAGUGCCUUAAAUGAGGCUUUGGCCUUAGAUAAAGUUGGACUCAAUCAACAGCUUCUCCAGUUAGAACUGGAGAACCAGUCCAUGUGCGGCAGAAUGGAGGCAGCAGAGCAGGCAAGAAACGCUCUUCAGAUGGACCUGGCAGAGGCAGAGAGGAGCAAGGAAACCCUGUGGGAACAGAAAACUCACCUGGAGGCACAGCUGCAGAAAGCAGAGGAGACUGGGACUGAGCUCCAGGCAGCUCUCCGGGGCAUCCAAGAAGAGAAGGAAGAAAUUCAGGGGAAACUACAUGAGGCGUGCCAUCAGCAGGAGGCAGCCACAGCUCAGCUGGAACAGCUGCAGCAGGAAGCAAAUCGACAAGAAGAAGUGCUGAGCAGGGCAGUCCAGGAGAAGGAGGCCCUAAUUCGAGAGAAGGCGGCUCUCCAGGUGCGGCUGCAGGCUGUGGAGCGGGACCGGCAGGGCCUCUCUGAACAACUGCUGGGCCUCAGCUCAGCCAAGGAGCUACUGGAGAGCAGUCUGUUUGAGGCCCAACAACAAAAUUCUCUGAUCGAGGUCACCAAGGGGCAGCUGGAGGUCCAGAUUCAAACUGUCACUCAAGCCAAGGAUGUGAUCCAAGGGGAGGUGAGAUGCCUAAAGUUGGAACUGGACACUGAACGGAGCCGGGCAGAGCAAGAGCGGGAUACAGCAGCCAAGCAGCUGGCCCUGGCUGAGCAAGAGAGGCAGGCUGCCCUGCAGCAGCAGAAGGCAGCCCAUGAGGAGGAGGUGGACCGGCUCCAGGAGAAUUGGGAUAAAGAGCGCUCCUGGCGGCAGCAGGAGCUGGAGCAAGCUGUGGAGGGCCUGGAAAAGGAGAAAAUGGAGCUGGAGAUGAGGCUGAGGGAGCAGCAGGCAGAAACUGAGGCUAUCCGGGUACAGAAGGAGGAAGAGCGAGCCCAGGCUGAGAGUGCCCUGUGCCAGAUGCAACUUGAAACAGAGAAGGAGAGAGUGUCCCUCCUGGAGACACUCCUGCAGACCCAGAAGGAGCUGGCAGAUGCCAGCCAACAACUGGAACGGCUGAGGCAGGACAUGAAGGUUCAGAAGCUGAAGGAGCAGGAGAUCAGUGUGAUGCUGCAGACCCAGCUCCAAGAGACCCAGCGGGAACUCCAGGAGGUGGCUAAGCAGCACAGAGACGACCUUGCUGCUAUCCAAGCAGAAGGCAGCAUCCUGCUGCAGGAUAAGAUGGACCUGCAGAAGCAGAUGGAGGACUUGAAGUCUCAGCUGGUUGCCAAGGAUGAGUCCAGGAGACUGAUAGAACGGGAGAUUCAGGAGAAGAUAAGAGAGGUCCAAGAGUCUUGCUGGAUUCAGAAGGAGCUGGAAAGAGAGAAAGCCAGCCUGACUCAGUCACUGGUGGAGAAAGAACAGAAACUCCUUGUCUUGCAAGAAACUGACUCUGUUCGACAACAAGAGCUGAGCUCCUUGCGCCAGGACAUGCAGGAGGCCCAGGGAAAGCAGAAAGAGCUCAGUGCCCAGGUGGAAUUACUGAGGCAGGAGGUGAAGGAAAAGGAGGCUGACUUUCUGGCUCAGGAAGCGCAGCUGCUAGAGGAGCUGGAGGCAUCCCGGAUGACAGAGCAGCAGCUGCGAGCUUCCCUGUGGGCCCAAGAAACCAAAGGAGCCCAACUCCACCUGCGACUGCGAAGCACGGAGAGCCAGCUGGAGGUGCUGACUGCAGAGCAACAGCCCGGGCACCAGGCCCAAGCCCAGCUGGCCAGACUCUACUCAGUCCUGCAGCAGAGUUUAGGGUCCGGGUGUGAGACCAGACCCGAACUGAGUGGUGGAGGAGACUCUGCUCCCUCCUUCUGGGGCCCUGAGCCAGACCAAAAUGAAGCUAGGAGCAUAUUUAAAAGAGAGCCCCUCCUGACUGCUCUCUCAGCUGAGGCAGUGGCAUCUGCCCUCCACAGACUUCAUCAGGACCUGUGGAAGACUCGACAGGCCCGGGAUGAUCUGAAGGAUCAAGCCCAGAAGCUGGAACAGCGUCUAACUCUUACUGAGGCUGAGAAGAAGCAGGUCUGCACAGAGUUACGGGAGCUACAGAGCCAGCUCUCCCAGAACCAGGAAGAGAAAUCCAAAUGGGAAGGAAAACAGAUUUCCCUAGAAUCUGAGCUGAUGGAACUGCAUGAAACCACGGCAUCCUUACAGAGUCGCCUACAGCAAGCUGAGCUCCAGAGAAUAGAAGCCCAAAAUGAGCGAGAGUUGCUUCAGGCAGUCAAGGAGAACCUGACAGCCCAGGUGGAACAGCUGCAAGCAUCCAUCACAGAAGCCAGGACUCAAGCAAGUGCUGCAGGGAUUCUAGAAGAAGACCUGAGAACGGCUCGCUCAGCCCUGAAAUUGAAAAACCAGGAGGUGGAGAGUGAGCGUGAGAGAGCCCAAGUCCUGCAAGAGCAGGGCGAGCUGAAGGUGGCCCAAGGGAAAGCUUUGCAGGAGAAUCUGGCUCUCCUGGCCCAGGCGCUCUCUGAAAGAGAAGAGGAGGUAGAGACUUUACGGGGGGAAAUGCAGGAACUGGAGUCACAACGGGAAAUGCAGAAGGCUGCUCUGGAAGUGCUGUCACUGGACCUGAAGAAGAGGAACCAAGAGGUAGAUCUGCAACGAGACCAGAUUCAGGAGCUAGAGAAGUGUAGGUCUGUUUUAGAGCAUCUGCCCCUGGCUGUCCAGGAACGAGAGCAGAAGCUGUCUGUCCAAAGGGAGCAGAUCAGAGAGCUCGAGAAGAGCCGGGAGACUCAGAGGAACAUCUUGGAGCAUCAACUUGUAGAACUUGAGAAGAAGGCCCAAGUGAUUGAGUCCCAGAGAGGCCAGAUUCAGGAUCUGAAGAAGCAGUUGGUUACUCUGGAAUGCCUGGCCCUGGAACUCGAAGAAAACCAUCACAAACUGGAGCACCAGCAGAAGGCGAUUGAGGAGUUGGAAGGCCAGAGGGAAAUGCAGAGGGUAACUCUGACCCACAUGACAUUGGAUCUGGAGGAAAGGGGCCAGGAACUGCAGGUCCAGAGCAGCCAGAUCCAUGAGCUGGAGAGCCACAGCACUCUUCUGGCUGGGGAGCUCCAGGAGAAGGACCAGGAGGUGAAACGCCAGCAAGAACAGAUCGAGGAGCUGCAGAGACAGAAGGAGCAACUGACCCAGGAUCUUGAGAGGAGGGACCAGGAGUUGAGGCUCCAGAAGGAGCGGGUUCAGGUCCUAGAAGACCAAAGGACGCUGCAGACCAAGAUCCUGGAGGAGGAUCUGGAGCAGAUCAAGUUGUCCUUAAGGGAGCGGGGCCGGGAACUGGCCUCUCAGAAGCUGCACACACAGGAGCAGGCAGAAGAGGGGAAAGGCCAAACUAAAGCACAGCGCGGGAGCCUCGAGCACAUGAAACUGAUUCUGCGUGACAAGGAGAAGGAGGUGGAAUGCCAGCAGGAGCACAUCCAGGAACUUCAGGAGCACAAGGAACAACUAGAGCAGCAGCUGCAGAGCCUGCACAGGAAAGUGGGUGAGGCCAGCCUGCUCCUGACACAGCGAGAGCAGGAGAUGGUGGCCGUACAGCGGCACCUGCAGGAAGCCAGGGAUCAAGGGGAGCUGAAAGAGCGAUCACUUCAGGGCCAACUGGAAGAGGCCCAGAGAGCCCUGGCCCAGAGGACCCAAUUGCUGGAGACCCUGCAGCAGGAACAGCGGCAGGAGGAGCGUGCAAGGGAACAGGUAAGUGCACUCCAGGGAGCUUUGGAGCAGGCCCAUGGGACACUGAAGGAGUGCCAAGCGGAGCUUGAGGACCACAAGGAGCAGGUGCAAAGGCUCCAGGAGGAGCUGGCCAUGGAAGGACAGCGGGUACAGGCCCUGGAGGAGGUGUUGGGUGAACUGAGGGCUGAGUCUCGGGAACAAGAGAAAGCCCUUCUGGCCAUUCAGCAACAGUGUGCUGAGCAGAAACAGGAACAUGAGGUGGAGAUCAGGGCCCUGCAGGAGAGCUGGCUACAGGCAGAGGCCACACUUAAGGAGAGGAGCCAAGAGCUGGAGACCCUGCAGGCUGAUAGCCAAUCCUGCCAGCAUCGGGAGGCGACUGCCCGGGAACAGGCGGAAGCCCUCCAGGAGGCCCUCAGCCAAGUGCAGGCUGCCCUUCAGGAGAAAGAGCAGCAUCUCUUUGGGCAGGCAGAGCUGAACUGUAGCCUGGAAGCCAGCACUGCCGCUCUGCAGGUUACGCUGGACUCCUGCCAGGCACAAACCCGGCAGCUGGAGGAGGCCCUGAAGAUGCGGGAAGGUGAGCUCCGGGACCAGGAUCUGCAACACCAGGAGGUUGUACAGCAGCUCCAGCAGACACUUGUGCAGAGAGAUGAAGAACUGAGACGCCAGAAGGAACAGGGAAGGCUGCUAGAGAAUUUCCUCACUCAGAGGGACCAAGACAAUGUGAUCCAAGCGGGGCAGGAAGAGAUGAAAGGCCUUCGUGAAAACUUGAGAGAGCUCCAACUGACUCUAGCCCAAAAGGAAGAGGAGAUCUUGGAGCUAAAAGAAGCCCACCAAAGAAGGAACCUGGAGGACUCACCCCAAAGCCACAAAGCCUCCCCAGUGGAGGAGCCCUCUUUAACAGUUGAUUGUUUAGGACCCAGGAUGCAGCAGGAGCUAGAGCGACUACAGGGAGCCCUGAAGCAGACGGAGGCCAGGGAGAUUGAGUGGAGGGAGAAGGCCCAGGACCUGGCACUGUCCUUGGCGCAGAGCAGGACCAGUAUCAGCAGUCUGAAGGAGGUGGCCAUGUUCCUGCAAGCCUCUGUCCUAGAGCGGGACUCGGAGCAACAGAGGCUGCAGGAUGAGUUGGAUCUCACCAGACAGGCUCUGGAGAAGGAGCGGCUAUACAGCCCAGGCCCGACCAGUAGAGCCGAACCAGGACACAGAGGAAAGCAGACUAUGCAGCCAGGAGUGGUCUCAGGAGUAGAAGCUGAGCCUAGCCCCAGAAUGGAGGAGAAACAGAGACAAAGACUUGAGCACCUACAGCAAGCAGUGGCACAGCUAGAGAUUGAGCGGAGUAGGCUGCAGCGCCAUAAUACCCAGCUGCGGACCACCUUGGAGCAGGUAGAACGGGAGCGGAGGAAACUGAAGAGGGAUGCCAUGCGCGCUGCCCGGGCGGGGGUCCUGGAGACCAGCGAAGGCACACCACCACCACCUACACAGCAGGAUGCAAUAGGACAGAAGUGCUCCUCCGAUGUUCUGGCUGAACUGCAGAAAGAGGUGGCCCUGCUACGAGCCCAGCUGGCCUUGGAGCGGAAGCAGAAAGAAGAGUACAUCGCUCGCUCAGUGCAGACCAGCCGUGAGCUAGCAGGACUGCACCACAACCUCUCCCACUCACUCCUUGCUGUGGCCCAGGCCCCGGAGGCCACUGUCCUUGAGGCUGAGACCCGCAAGCUGGAUGAGUCCCUGACCCAAAGCCUGACAUCCCCAGGGCCUAUCCUGCUACACCCCAGCCCCAGCCCCAGCCCUAGUGCUACCCAAGCCACCACCAGGUAG